Messenger RNA from Metopolophium dirhodum (rose-grain aphid), 2643 nucleotides. RefSeq names its product octopamine receptor-like. The transcript is spliced from 9 exons. The coding region runs from base 522 to 1664 and encodes 380 amino acids. Lineage: Eukaryota; Metazoa; Arthropoda; Insecta; Hemiptera; Aphididae. Gene Ontology annotation, cellular component: membrane. Gene Ontology annotation, molecular function: G protein-coupled receptor activity. The record is from RefSeq and is a predicted model, not a curated record. Gene Ontology annotation, biological process: adenylate cyclase-activating adrenergic receptor signaling pathway.
UACAAGAUACAACCAAAAAUGUGUUGCUGAACCUAACACACCCACACACCCACACACCCACACACCCACACACCCACACACCCACACACACCCCAUCGUGAUUCGUUCGGCGAUGGUCGGGCCAGGCGACGACGAGGGUAAGCGCCGCUCGCGAACACGUUGGGCGAGCGUAUAGACUCCACCGUUGUCGCUGUCGAUUACAGUCCGCCGAUGCGAACGGAACUCUGACGACAACCACCGAAUGACGAAUCGGAUCGUCUCGCGAGAUUCAAAUAGUCGUGAUCCCAUUGUUAAUGUCGUGAUUGUUGGUUAUCGUUGUUAAUAUAUUUUAAUUAAAUCGUUUCAUUAUUAUUAGUAUUAUUAUUUUUCGACGGAUUUGGUGUCCGAUGAAGUGAAGCCAAACUGAUACUGUACUGCGGCCGGUCCUGAGCCAUGGAUCUUCAUUUAACUAAACAAGAACAAACACGUGCAUUUGGACAACACAUUGAAUUCUGAACUCUUAGUGGAUUUAAGGGUUCGCGAUGAACUCGUCGUCGGCCGGCAAUGACACGGCCAAAGGUUCCACCAACGCCACUACAACCGGUCCACACGAUUUGUUCAGAGACAGACAUCUCACCGACUACUUGUUGAUAGUGCUAUUCUGCCUUGUCAUAUUGACGACGGUGGUUGGCAACACGUUAAUUAUAUUCGCGGUGUUUACAACCAGGCGACUUCGGACAGUAACGAAUUACUUCGUGACGUCAUUGGCCGUUGCCGAUUGGCUUGUGGGAACGUUCGUCAUGCCAAUAGCCGUCGUCUACCAUGUUACAGGUGAAUGGACGUUUGGACGUUUGAUAUGUGACAUUUGGGUUUCGCUAGACGUGUGCCUUUGUACUGCGUCGAUACUCAGCCUUUGUGCCAUAUCAAUCGACAGAUAUUUUGCCAUCACCAAACCUCUGCGGUACUCAAAAAAACGGAGGUCCAAAAGACUCGCGUCGCUCAUGAUACUGGUCGUAUGGUUGGUUUCAUUGGUCAUAACAUGUGCUCCCCUUUUUGGAUGGUACGACGAAAAUCGACACAAUAACAACAGCUGUACCUAUAACCAAAACAAGGUAUACGUAGUGUUCUCGGCAAUGGGCUCAUUUUUCGUGCCACUGGUAGUCGUCGUCUACGUGUAUUUAAAAAUAUCCUGCGUAAUCGCGGAGAGGCACAACAAACUCGAAGCCCUCAAUGGACAAAAAUUGAAGAUAUCCCGUUACAGUCACGAAUCGAUGGAAAGACCGUCGGUGGAAAUGGAUGAAAUCGUGCGCGUCAGCUAUAAUGUCAGUUUGCGCAGAGGUGACGAUUGCCGGGUUUCGCUGAAGCGCGAGAACAAAACGGCGCAGACGCUGUCCAUCGUCGUCGGCGGAUUCAUCGCUUGUUGGCUGCUAUUCUUCAUCGUCUACCUGAUCACGCCAUUUUUGCCUGCGACGGCCAUACCGGAGGACAUGAUGAAGUGGCUCACGUGGCUGGGUUGGAUUAAUUCGGCCAUCAAUCCCUUCAUAUACGCAUUUGUCAGCCAGGACUUUAGGAUGGCAUUUUGGCGGUUGACGUGCAGCUACUGCGCCGGACACAAGCCCAACCAGAACGCGCCACACAACCGGUUCGUGAUCAGAUACAGUCAUUAUUCGAGGAACCAAGUCUAAAGAAAUACGUCGAUCAACAGUCGCCGAUAUUUCGAUGACUUAAACGUCUUAAAGGAUAAUAUAAUAUCAUAUUAUAUACUUUAUUCGGUGUAAUCUCGUUAAAACCGUAAUACCUACGCGUAAAACGAAUUUUUUCUCGUUGAGACGUUGAAACGAAAUGUGUUUUUAAUGUUUUUAAUGUGCUGAAAUAUUAUUAUGUUGUAUAAUAUUUACUAUAGUAUAGUAAAACGAAAUUUCCUGUUUAAAUAUCAUCAUACAGUAAACCACAGUAAAGUUGCAUGCGUCUUGUCUUACUUACCCAUUGCAUUACUUUUUACUAUUGUGGUUCUUUAUAGUUAAUUUUUAAAUUAUUUAUUUCAGAUGUCUCACAAUAAUAUUUGUCGUUGAACGAUGUAAUAAACCGUAUUCAUAUAAUAUUUAAAAUUUUACUGCAACCAUUUAAAAAAAAAUGUUAAUAGAUUUUUAAAAAAUAUUUUUUACUGAGUAAUAAUUAACUACACACUAUUUUGUACCAUCAAACAUUAUUCAUAAUUGUUUAUCUUUGAUUUAUUCAUAACUAAUUAGUAUUUAUAUUAGAGGAGUCUUAUCAUCAUUUAUUUACAAAAAUAUGUAUAACUGUAUAAAUCAAAUAAAUUUUUAAACAGGAUUUUUUUUCCUGCCCACAAAGUUCCGUCUUAACGAGGUUUUACUGUAUAUAUAAUAUAUUAACAAUAUACAGUAUAUUUAAGUAGACACCUAGUAAGAUUUAUGUAUAUAUGUUUUAUGUGUGUAUUUGUACGAUAUAGUGGACGCAGGGUUUGAUCGCCGACAUAACUAUUAUAAUAUAAUACUAUAAUAUAGUACACUUGGUACCACUCUGGCCACGAGACAUUUUUUAAUGGAUUUCCGUGCCACAUUCGCUUCAGCCGAGUCGAUUCGUUGACCGUCAUAUAUUACUACUAUUAUUAUAAUGAUUAUUAUUAUUAUUAUUAUUAUUAUU